Molecule: messenger RNA, 1519 nt
Organism: Eptesicus fuscus (big brown bat)
Lineage: Eukaryota; Metazoa; Chordata; Mammalia; Chiroptera; Vespertilionidae
Product: zinc finger protein 77-like
Exons: 1
Coding region: 1-1164 (387 amino acids)
Biological process (GO): regulation of DNA-templated transcription
Molecular function (GO): RNA polymerase II cis-regulatory region sequence-specific DNA binding; DNA-binding transcription factor activity, RNA polymerase II-specific
Source: RefSeq, a predicted model, not a curated record
AUGAAUAGAGAAAUCCCUUAUUAUAGCCCUAAUUAUGUGCUAUUUCUUUUGAACGGAAGUCAUGUGCUGGAGACUCCCUGUGAGAGUAAUGAAGGAAGUCAAGGUGGAGACACCGGGAACCAGAUCACAGAUCGUCCUGUGCAUGAGCGACAUCCGACUGGAGUUAAGCACUGUGGGUGUACUAAGCGUGAGAAUGCCUGCAUGGGUUGUUCUCUUCUUAAGAAUCUACAGAGAUCUCCCACUAGACACAAACCUCAUCCGUGUGAGGAAUGUGGACAAGCCUGCAGGUGUGUCUCAUGUCUGAGCACUCAGGUGGAAACAGACCUGGUGGAGAAACCCCAUCGAUGUCAGGAUACGGGGACAGCAUCUGAGAGAGAUGCACAGAGUCCGAGUGGUGAAAACUCUACCGAGUGUAAGAAAUGUGGAAAAGCUUUCACUUGCUACUCAUCCUUUCAGGGACAUAUGAGAGGUCCGUGUGGACAGAAGAUCCACACGUGUCAAGUGUGUGGGAAAGCCUUUAUGUUUGGGUGCCACCUCAGACGACAUGUGAGAACUCACACUGGAGAGAAGCCCUACGAAUGUAAGGAAUGUGGGAAAGCCUUCAGCUGUAACUCCUACCUACGAGAACACGUGAGAAUGCACACUGGGGAGAAGCCCUAUGAAUGUCAGCACUGUGGGAAAGCCUUUCGAUUUUACUCCUACCUUCGAGAACACGUGCGGAUGCACACUGGAGAGAGACCUUAUGAAUGUCAGCAGUGUGGCAGAGCCUUCCGGCACCUACCAUCCCUGCAAUCACAUGUGAGGACGCACACUGGGGAGAAACCGUACGAGUGUAAGGAAUGUGGGAGGGGCUUCCGUUGUCCCAAAUACUUUAGAAAACAUGUGAAGAUGCACAGUGAAAGGAAACGCUAUGAAUGUACAGAAUGUGGGAAAGCCUUCGAUUAUUCCUCAUCCCUUCGCGAGCACGUGAAAACACACAGUGAAGAGAAGCCCUAUGAAUGUAAGGUGUGUGGGAGAGCGUUCCGGUGUCCCUCAGCCCUGCAAAGACACAUGCGAAUACACACCGGGGAGAAACCCUACGAAUGUCCGAAAUGUGGCGAGGCCUUCAAGCAUUACGCGUCCUUGCGAAGACAUGGGAGGACCCACACUGGACCGAAGCUCUGAAUACGGGACUGUAUUUAUUUUUCCUUAAAACCUCAUCACUGAGGAGACACUGGAGAGUGGAAAGUAGGUGGGAAAUGUUUAGAUCUUUACUUAGCUUGUGCAUGAAAACUCAGGGCAGUACAGAAAUCUUUUGUUACAAAUACGGUUUUCCUUAUAAGUGCCUCACCCGGAAGAUGGAUCCCUGUGUGUUAAUUUCUAGUUUGUGUUACUGCUGUGAACACUUAAGAUACAAUUACCCCCCUAUGUCCCCUUCAUCUGUACUGCAUGCAUUUUGCUACAUUUGAGUUUACUUAAUUGUACAGUUAUAUGAAACUUGUCUCACUUCUAUUACAAUGUCUUUUGACUCAGAGGUUGA